AGCUGGAAGAAUUGGAAAAAGAUAAAGACUAUAAGGACAACGAUGAUAAAGAAGAUGCAGAAGAAGAGGUUGCAGGUUCAGGUAGAAAAGGGUUAACUAUGGGAGCGCAUAAACUAGCAAAAGAUAGCUCAGCUACUAAUAAUGCCACCAAUACUGAUACAAAUGAGGAGACUACUAAAGUCAUUAACAAAAUGGACAUCGAAGUACAAAAGGGGGAAGGAGAAGAGAAAGAAGGGGAAGUAAUGCCGGAAUCAGACCAAUCUUUGUCUCAGGACAAG
Messenger RNA from Ogataea philodendri, 278 nucleotides. RefSeq lists its product as uncharacterized. The record is from RefSeq and is a predicted model, not a curated record. Lineage: Eukaryota; Fungi; Ascomycota; Pichiomycetes; Pichiales; Pichiaceae. The annotation marks the transcript as partial. The transcript has a single exon.